Molecule: messenger RNA, 1703 nt
Organism: Aureobasidium subglaciale EXF-2481
Lineage: Eukaryota; Fungi; Ascomycota; Dothideomycetes; Dothideales; Saccotheciaceae
Exons: 3
Coding region: 354-1661 (435 amino acids)
Biological process (GO): DNA strand invasion; double-strand break repair via homologous recombination
Cellular component (GO): Rad51B-Rad51C-Rad51D-XRCC2 complex; centrosome; replication fork
Molecular function (GO): four-way junction DNA binding
Source: RefSeq, a predicted model, not a curated record
CGUCAGUUCCAUCAUCCACAGCCAUCACACACUCCCUCAAACAUCAGUCUCCCAAGCAGUAGUCUCAACAGUUCACACGUCACAAUACCCAUCUUGUGCUUCUUAUGCGCCUUGACCUGGCAUUCGAAUUGCAUAAUCUCCAUCAAAGCGCAGUCCUUAAGAGGUUGUGAUUUGUCUGGUUUGCGGAGUUUGCCGGUGGGCAGUUUCUUGACGUGGGUUUCUAGGUCGGCUGGGUGGAAGGGGUGGACUGUUGGUGCCAUUGUUUGCGCUGAUAGGUAGAGCAAUAGAGACUGUGUGUGAAGAGUGGGAUUUGGAUCAGGAGUGGAAAAGGCAAGUGGUGAGGGAAGGACAAGAUGUCGGCUGAAGAUCUGGGGACGAGGGAGCUGGGGCAGGUGAGGACGCAGAGGUUGGAUGAGCUUCUGAAUACUCUACGACUCUUGCACUCUCCAUCUGCAAAUUCGAAACUCGGCAUCCCUGCUCUGGACAAACUACUCACAGCACACACGCCACGCUUCGAUCCUACGAAUUUGUCUUCCACACCAGCGCCUCCAAUCAUCGAAAUCACAAGUCCUGGUCCCAAAUCUGGAAAGACCGAACUUUUAUACUGGAUCAUUGCAAACCUGGUGCUGGGAAGCGGGAGCCGAGAUGCGGACACGAUUGUUGAGGCCACACGGACGGACGAGCAGUCGAAGAGCGAUGCCUCAGAACCAGCAUGUGAUGCUAAAGACAAUCACGAGGAGAUGUUGGAUGAUCGUACCAUGACAGAGCAUGAAGCGACCACGGAUCCGAAUGCCACUGCAGAAACGCCAGCGAAUCUCAGAACAGCUCAAUCUGAUUAUCUCACAAACGACACCAACACCAAAAACCCACCUCUCCAGACCUCUUGCGCAAAAACACCACCAACAGCGAUCGCACUCCUGACAACUUUCCCCAUCUCCAUCCCGCGGCUCUCUCAAAUCAUCCUCUACAACCUCCUUCUCCAAAGCCCUUCCAUCCCUCUCACCAAAGCUCAAAAACACGUCCACGACACUCUCAAUCAUAUCCACAUCUACAGCCCCACAUCCUUGACAUCUGUAAUCGCCACCCUCUCCACUUUACCCUCAUACUUCCUCUCUCCGUCCAAUUUUAGCCAUUCCCGUCGACUAGGAGCUAUAAUCCUCGACUCUGCAUCUUCUUUUUACUGGGACGACCGACUCGCUUCUUCUUCUUCUUCCACCACUUCUGCCUCCACAGCAGGAGUAGGCAAAUAUCCAGCAUUAGCUUCCAUGCUAAAACGUGUAUCCACAACCCUCCAAACCCCAGUACUCUUUACAACAGACCACCUAUCUCCCCUCUCCAUCACGCCGACCUCCGAGUCUUUGACAAGAUCAAGUGGUAGAAUGGCAUUGAAACCACAAUUACCCCACCCCUGGCCAAAUCUACCUUGCCUCCAUCUCAUAAUCACUAGGAAUCAAGAAAUAGCCAGAUUUGAAAGGGAUGUAGAUGCACAAACUGCAAUAAAACAGGCAAAAACAAGCGACAAAGCCGUGUUGUUGGCUGCAAAGUUUGAAAUUACUGUUAAUGGUCAUGGAGAUGAAGGGUGGAUGGCUAUGACAAGUGGUAAUGAGGGGUUUAGUGUCAAAAUUGAUGGGAAAGGUGUAGAAAUGGUAUAUAGUCCAUAAAAGAAAGUAGAAUCCUACGAAUAAAACAAAUUUGCACCAACA